Molecule: messenger RNA, 468 nt
Organism: Neltuma alba
Lineage: Eukaryota; Viridiplantae; Streptophyta; Magnoliopsida; Fabales; Fabaceae
Exons: 1
Coding region: 1-468 (155 amino acids)
Source: RefSeq, a predicted model, not a curated record
AUGCCUCCCUAUCGGUUGGUGUUUGGAAAAGCAUGUCAUUUGCCUGUAGAAUUGGAACAUGGAGCUUACUGGGCCAUAAAAAAACUCAACUUUGACUUUCAAGAUGUUGGUGUAAAAAGGCUCCUUCAACUGAAUGAAUUGGAGGAAUUUCACCUUAAUGCCUAUGAAAGUGCAAGGCUCUAUAAGGAACGGACCAAGAAGUAUCAUGAUCAGAAAAUUAUCCCCAAGGUCUUUGAAGCGGGGCAAAAGGUGUUACUUCAUAAUUCAAAAUUGAGAUUAUUUCCGGGCAAACUCAAAUCACGCUGGUCAGGGCCAUUCACUGUGGUACAAGCUGCUAACUAUGGUGCGGUGGAGCUGGAAAAUGAAAAAGGUGAAAGAUUUCAUGCAAAUGGCCAUCGUUUGAAGCAUUAUUGGGGUGGAAAGGUGGAUUGUCAAGUCUCUACGAUCUACUUUGCUGAAAAAUCAUAA